UAAGCGACGUUUGGGAUAAAAAGGGCAGGCAGAUGUUUGGCUGACAGCUAAGGUAAGUUUUAGGGUACCCUCCCCACUCUCCUUUAUACCCUUCUCCUCUCUCUCUGCUGGUUGGCUCCCUAUUAAUGUCUUUUCCCCUCACCAACUCACCUGCCUUCCCUCCCCACACUGUCCACUAUGCUCCACAUCUCCCCCCUUCUCUGUGCUUUGGGCUCUUUCACUCUCUACUUUCUAACUUUCGUUUUCCUGCAAACACGACUUUCUUUUCCUUCUCUCUCUCUUAUUCUGUGCAUUGCUCCCUUCAUUUUUCCGGAUUCCGACGCACUCUCCGACUGCCAACCUGGUUUUCACUUUGUGGCAACUGUCAGCAUUGAGAUUUCUUGGCUGCCAAAUGACGCCACUGUACUCAAUUUAGGAGAAAAAGCAGAAGCCAGAGUCGUGAUGUCCCACAUGGUGACCUGUGGAUCUAUUAGCCUGGCACGGGGAGUCUGGGGGGGCACAGGAGCCUGGCUGGGGGUCCUCAUUUGCCUCAUUGCUCUCAUGUGCCAAUCAAUCCACAUUGGCAACCUGCAGGUGGAACUCUCCUUGAUGAGGAAGACUCAAGAGGAACGGAGGCCAGAGGUGAAAAAGCAGCACAGUACAAAGGAAGAAGACCUGUCACUUUGCCUCAGACAAAAAAGAGACCUCACAGGAGCCAGGAGGUCAAGACAUCACGGAAAUCGUUCAUAUGUUCACCUGGUGCCUGAUCAUUUCUUUACCAAUGAGGCACUGGAUGCCACCCUCAUCUUCUGGAAAGUGUCUAUGAAGGAAGGGCGAGCUUUUCAGGUUCAAGGUGUUAAUGUGACAGUGAAAAAUUCUGGGAUUUAUUCUGUAUACAGCCAGGUUCUGUACAAUGACUCCAGAUUCACGAUGGGACACUUGAUAACACGUAAAUUUGAAGGGAUGUUUGGAGGAGAGGCGGUGCUUCUACGCUGUGUGCAGAGCAUGCCGCCCAACCAGAGCAUGGCGUAUAACACCUGUUACAGCGCUGGAGUUUUCCGCUUGCAAAAGGGGGAUUCCAUUAGCCUCGUCAUACCAAGAUCAAAUGCCAAUCUGGAUGCCAGAGGAGAAGCCACCUUCCUUGGUCUUGUCAAGCUUUAAGAAGUAUAAAGUGUCUGGCACUCUGACUAAAGAUUACGGAGACCUCUGCAAGUGGCUCUCAUGCCGAUAGUCACUUCUUUGUGCCCUGAUGCCAAAUGCCGAUCCCUUACAACCUCAGCAGCAGCAAAAUCACAGAACUGUCCAACCCAUGAAACCAUUAUGUGUACUAUUUUAGUAUUUAGGAUUGCCGGCAGAGCUUAUCACAGAGGUAGUACCACCACUGUGAAAUCUGCAAUGGCAGAGGACAAAUUGCUUUGCAACCCAGAGAGGUCCAGUCUAAAAGCACAAAACAGCACAUGAGCGGAGAAUAUAUGAAACCUCGGCAGCUUAAUGUUUAAAUGGAUGAAAGCAACAUCUCUAUAUAGACUAUACUCCCAUGGAACCAGUACAGACUACUCCAAUAUCCCUCAGAUCUAGAAGGACAAAUAGGAAGCACCUAAGAUAACCAAUUGGAUGAGAGAGUAGCAAAUGCCAUCAGAAUGUACAAGGACCGUAGCUGGUUGGGAGGGGUGUAGAGAAAAAGAAGAGAAAGGAUUUGAGGGAAGCGCAUUAUACAGAAUUUUAUGGGGGAAAGAGAGACCAAUAGAUUUAUUCUACAUUAUUCCAUUGGAUUAUAUUUCAUGUAUUCUAGAAGCUUUGUGCUUACCCUCAUGCUGCACCCCUUAAUAAAUGUAUUUUGGACAUUCAUAGUCUGGUGUUAUAGCAGUUUGCAUGACUUUAUUAUAAGGCUAGAAGAUGCGUUUCAACCCCAAAACUGGGGUCUUCUUGAUGGGCAUGUGCAGAAUAAAAAAUGCAUCCCUCUGACAAAGACCCCGCUAUUGGGGUUGAAGCGUGAGGGGUUCUUUUUCUUUUUGUAUUAUAAAGCUGUGUAAUAAAAGAUAAUCUCGUGCUAUA
Xenopus laevis (African clawed frog) is the source of this 2034-nucleotide messenger RNA. RefSeq names its product APRIL (gene tnfsf13.L). The transcript is spliced from 7 exons. Lineage: Eukaryota; Metazoa; Chordata; Amphibia; Anura; Pipidae. The record is from RefSeq and is a predicted model, not a curated record. Bases 178 to 1140 code for a protein of 320 amino acids.